Molecule: messenger RNA, 737 nt
Organism: Clunio marinus
Lineage: Eukaryota; Metazoa; Arthropoda; Insecta; Diptera; Chironomidae
Source: the annotation of a GenBank genome assembly
AUGAAACAUGGAGUAGUGGCUUAUGUGCCAACAGGUUCAGCAACUACUUUUGGAGUGUCAACAAAUACAAACACAUUGACAACAGUUCGUCAAAAUGUCCCCGUCCCUGUCCCUGUUGACAGACCAGUCCCAGUUGACCGACCCGUGCCAGUUCUUGUUAAGCAACCAGUGCCAUAUCCAGUAGUGAAAACAGUCACUGUUGACCGUCCCGUUACACAAUACGUCCCACAACCUUAUCCUGUUGUGAAGCAUGUUCCUUAUGAAGUAAAAGUGCCAGUGCCACAACCAUAUCCUGUCGAAGUUGUCAAGCAUAUUAAAGUGCCGGUUCAUGUUCCGCAACCUUAUCCAGUUAUCAAGAAAGUUCCAGUUCAUGUGCCUGUACCUCAACCAUAUCCAGUUGAAGUAAUUAAACAUGUGCCACAUGCAGUGCCUGCCCCAUAUCCAGUUCCAACGCCUGUCGACCGUCCAUAUCCAGUCCCUUAUCCAGUGCACGUUGAGAAACCAGUUUGGCCAUCAUUUUCAAUCCACAAAACAAUUCAUUACGAAAAGCCUUUCCAUUCAUUGAAAGCAAAGCUUUGGAAUGCAUGGUAAAUGAUGAAAUGAACCGUAACUGAAACAGCUUUCUCAUUAUGCUUACUCGAAUGUAAAAAGAGUAAGACAAAUUGAUUUGUGAUUAACUUUUAAUCAUGCCAGUUAAUGUAAAUAAAUUUGUCAAGUGAUAUAAAAUUUUUGAAACA